Molecule: messenger RNA, 888 nt
Organism: Pyricularia pennisetigena
Lineage: Eukaryota; Fungi; Ascomycota; Sordariomycetes; Magnaporthales; Pyriculariaceae
Exons: 6
Coding region: 1-888 (295 amino acids)
Biological process (GO): dephosphorylation
Molecular function (GO): phosphoprotein phosphatase activity
Source: RefSeq, a predicted model, not a curated record
AUGCAGAGAACCCCUUCUGAACUUCCCACCAAGCGCCAUGAAGGUCAAGGUGACUUUCCCAACAUACCCAAUUUCCGCGACGUUGGCGUAACUGUCAACAAUUGGGCCAAUCGCAAAAUUUUGAAAGAAGGCGUUCUGUAUCGCUCUGCCGCUAUCGAAUAUGCCUCUCCCAUUGACCGGGAGCUCCUCAGAGAUAAUCUAGGGAUUCGAACCAUCCUGGACUUGAGACUUGAAUCAGAGCGAUUCACUGCGCAUGUGCAUGCGCAUGCACAACCGGAAGUCAAACCAGAUGUUUCCUCUAUCACUGGCAUCCAAUACAAAUCGGUCAACCUGGUCGGAAAGGACACCAAGAGAUAUUUACUUCAGCUGCUCAGCUGGGUCAGUUGGCUACGGUUUUGCCUUCUCUACUACAUCUUGAGAGACCACAUGGCAGCCAAGCGAAUCCUGAGCAAAGAGCUAUUGCAAAAACGUGGGAUGAAUGGGUUCUUGAUCGAUAUUUUAGACCAUGGCAAAGCUCAAGUGGUGGAGGCACUGCGGGCGUUGGUUGAUCCGCCAACGUCGACGCCGAUCCUGAUACAUUGCGUGCAUGGCAAAGACAGGACGGGCCUAAUCACGAUCAUCAUCCUCCUGGCCUUGAAUGUUCCUCCAGACGCAAUCGCCCACGACUACCAUCUUUCCGACGAAUGUCUGGCCACACAGCGCAGAAACAUCAACAAGUACAUGGAGGCCCGUGGGCUCGAUCUGAGUUUUGCCACAACGUGUGAAGGCCUUGUUGAAGAACUGAAUUCACACAUCCGUCGGGCGUACGGAGGAAUUGAGGGAUAUCUCAGCUCCAUCGGCUUUACUGCUGCGGAGACUCGUCAAUUGCGACAGUGCCUUGCUGCUUGA